Molecule: messenger RNA, 900 nt
Organism: Penicillium digitatum Pd1
Lineage: Eukaryota; Fungi; Ascomycota; Eurotiomycetes; Eurotiales; Aspergillaceae
Source: RefSeq, a predicted model, not a curated record
AUGAGCAAUCUCGACAGAGAAGAACGUCAUGUUCACAAUGCAUUGCGUGCCAUCCCGAUGCUGCCUGACGGCUGGUCCUCCGCUGUGGAUAUUCAAGCCAUUUUCUUUCGUGUUACACUUGACUCGGCCACACAGUUCCUCUUUGGUAGAAGCUCCGAUAGCCAGAUUGGUACUAUGCAAAAGGAAGCAGGACAGGCCUCUGAUGAUACCUUUCUUUACGGGUUUGACCGUUGCAUGUGGUAUCUCGCGGAGCGACUCCGGUUCGAGCGGCUCUACUGGGUCAUCUACAACCGGGAGUUUCGGAAGUGCAUCAAGAUUGUGCACGGCUUUGUGGACAAAUUUGUUCACUCUGCUCUGGUGCAGGCGCAGCAGCAGGAAGAGACACCCCAGAGCAUCGAAAAGGUUCCAUCGCAGUAUGUCUUCCUGAAAGCUCUGACUGGUACUACAAGAGAUCCUAUCAUGUUGCGCGAUAAAUCUCUUAACGUUCUUCUGGCAGGCCGUGACACCACGGCUUCUUUACUGAGCUGGGCGACCCUACUUCUUGCACGGCACCCGCGCAUCUUCGCAAGAAUUCGAAGGGAUAUCCUCGUUCAAUUCGGUACUUUCGGCCAGCCACGAAACAAAAACUUUGCGUCUUUGAGAUCAUAUCAGUACCUCCAGCACUUUCUCAAAGAAACUCUUCGUCUCUACCCGAUCGUACCCUUCAACCGCCGUUGCGCGACGAAGGAUACUACGCUUCCUUACGGUGGCGAAAAAGAUGGUACAUCCCCUAUCUACAUUCAGAAGGGCCGUACAGUCAUGUACAGCACCUAUGUUCUCCACUGCCGAAAAGAUAUCUGGGGCGAGGAUGCUAAAACAUUCAAUCCAGACCGGUGGAUCUGUCGGAAGUAUCAUCUGUAG